GGUUGCCAGUAUAGUGCGUGUUCGUGGGGUGGUGGUGGCACCCACCGCUCCGGACAGGGUGCUUUUGGAAAUAUGUGUCGUGGUGGCCGCAUGUUUGCCCCCACAAAGACCUGGCGCCGGUGGCACCGCAGGGUUAACGUUAAUCAGAAGCGUUAUGCCAUCUGCUCUGCCCUGGCUGCCUCUGCUCUGCCUGCCCUGGUCAUGGCCAAAGGUCACCGCAUUGAGGAGAUUCCUGAGGUCCCACUUGUUGUUGAUGAUAAAGUUGAGGGAUACAAGAAGACUAAGGAGGCUGUGCUUCUGUUGAAGAAGCUUAAGGCAUGGAACGACAUCAAGAAGGUGAGCUACUGUCAAACUCUGACUGUGGGUGACGGAAGGCGUAUCCAGCGCAAGGGACCAUGCAUCAUCUACAACGAAGACAACGGUGUGACACGAGCUUUCAGAAACAUCCCUGGCAUCACACUGCAGUCUGUGAGCAGACUGGACUUGUUGAAGCUUGCUCCAGGUGGACACAUUGGACGCUUUUGCAUUUGGACUGAGGGUGCAUUCCGCAAACUGGAUGACCUCUAUGGCACCUGGCGCAAAGCUUCCUCCCUUAAAGUUGACUACAACUUGCCCAUGCACAAAAUGAACAAUACAGAUCUGCACAGAAUCCUGAAGAGCGAGGAGGUCCAGAAGGCACUUCGUCCUGCUAAACACAAGAUUCAUCGUAGAGUGCUCAAGAAGAACCCUCUGAAGAACCUGAGAGUGAUGAUGAAGCUCAACCCAUAUGCCAAGUCAGCCCGUCGCCGUGCUAUCCUGGCACACAAACCUGAAAUCAAGGCCAAGAUGCUAAAACCGAAGAAGAAGAAGGUUGUGAAGAAAACCAAGGCCAAGAAGCCUGCAGCUGCUCCUGCUCCAGCUCAAGCUUAGAGCUCAUGAACGGACUAUGGAGUUCACGAAUGAUUUUCAAAUAAAACAGCUGUUGAAAAUUCUGAUAAAUCUGUCCUUUUUAAUCAGCUGCAUACCACUUAAGCACUGCCACAUUCCAUCAGUUGUCAUCUGUUAAAUAAAUCUUUUAUUAUAAUAUA
This is a messenger RNA of Cyprinus carpio (common carp), 1067 nucleotides long. Its product is annotated as 60S ribosomal protein L4-A-like. The coding region runs from base 73 to 909 and encodes 278 amino acids. The record is from RefSeq and is a predicted model, not a curated record. NCBI's taxonomy places the organism in Eukaryota, Metazoa, Chordata, Actinopteri, Cypriniformes, Cyprinidae. The transcript is spliced from 8 exons.